Molecule: messenger RNA, 602 nt
Organism: Drosophila albomicans
Lineage: Eukaryota; Metazoa; Arthropoda; Insecta; Diptera; Drosophilidae
Exons: 2
Coding region: 19-555 (178 amino acids)
Source: RefSeq, a predicted model, not a curated record
AAAGAAAUAGUCUGCGCAAUGAAAACCGUAACUCUUUGUCUAUUGGUGCUCGCAUCAGCCAUCAGCCUGUACGGAGUGGUAGAGGCAACGCCUUCAAAAUCCGACCGCUCUAUGACUGACAAUGGCUUUGUCAAUUUCCUUCGUGCUGUCUUGACCACAGUGCGCGGUGUGAACUGUACAGUCAAUGAAGUCGGCGAGAUUUUGGUGUCAACAAGCAAAUACGUUGAUGACAUCGGUGGAUGCAGCACCGAUGUACCAAAGGAUAUUGCAAAAAUUAUUAAGUCAUGCAACCAAAUAAUUACAAUCUGCGAUGACAUCAUACAUCUUAAUAGUCAGCUCUGCAGUGACGAAGAAGGCUCAAGUGUCACUUCUACAAAGUGCUUCCUUAAUCUUUUCAGUGCAACUGUGAAACUUACUCGCAAAAUUCACGAUACCUUGGAGUUAAUUGCUAAACUUCCUUCAGAUACGGAGACCUGUUUUGUCGAUGCUACCAAUGAAAUUGAAGAUAGCUACAAUAAUUUCUUGCCAAACAUUAAUGACUGUUUCAAUGCAUAACUUGUAUAGCCAGAAAACAUCACAAUAAAUAUACUAUGCGCAAAUAA